AAGCUGCAUGGCAUUUCAAAAUGGCCCGCAAAGUUAAGAAUAUAAAUGAGUUGUUGAAUAAGAUCAAGAAUGAUGCCAUGGUUUAUGGACUUCAAGUUGUAACUAAAGAUAGAAUAAUGCCUCAAAUCGACUUGGAUCGGGUCACAGACUCGGUCCUCGACCACCCAGUUGUGGGUAGGGAAGCUGAUGUCUCUAAAAUUGUGAACUUGUUGAAUUGUUCCAAUGACCAACAAGUUCUUACCAUCGUGUCCAUAGUGGGGAUGGGCGGUCUGGGAAAGACAACCUUAGCUAAAUUGGUGUGUCAAGAAGUAAUGGAAAAAAAGUUUUUUGAUCUUAAAAUAUGGGUUUGUGUCUCUUAUAACUUUGAUGACCAAAGGAUUUUAGGGGAGAUGUUGCAAACUCUCAAUGCAAACAUGGGUGGGUUGACCAACAAAGAUGCAAUACUUCAGAAGCUCGAAAAGGAAUUAGAGGGAAAAAAUUUUCUACUUGUUCUUGAUGACGUGUGGAAUGAGGUAUCAGAGAGAUGCGAUGGUUUAAAGACUCGCUUAGUAAGAGUUAGUAGAAACACUGGAAAUGCUAUUGUUGUCACAACUCGUAGCGAGCAAGUGGCAUCCAUAAUGGAGACAUCUACUCAUUACAGGCAUACAUUGAAUUUGUUGUCUGAUGAUGAAUGUUGGUCCAUAAUGAAGGAAAGGGCAUUUGGAAAUGGAGAAGCAUCAAUACCUUUAGAUUUGGAGUGCAUUGGAAAGGAGAUUGCAAAAAAAUGUAGAGGAGUGCCAUUAGCCGCAAAAGUUUUAGGUGGAACGAUGGGGGGUUUCGGAAGGGAUAAGGAAGCAUGGUUGUCAAUUAUGAAUAGUAAUGUUUUGAAUUCAUCAGAUAACAAGGAUAAUGUUGAGUCUGUACUAAAGCUAAGUUUUGAUCAUUUGCCUCCAUUUUUGAAGCCAUGUUUUGCAUAUUGUUCAAUUUUCCCCAAAGAUUUUGGUAUUGCAAAGAAAGAAUUAGUUCAGCUUUGGAUGGCUGAAGGUUUUCUUGGGUCGUCUAGUCAAGAUGAGGGCAACAACUAUUUUAAUGCCUUGCUGUAGAAUUCCUUUUUCCAAGAUGUGGUAAGGGAUAUAUUUGAGAAUAUUUAUCGGUGCAAGAUGCAUGAUCUUGUGCAUGAUCUUGCAUUGUCUUUGACCAAGUCUGAAACGUUGACUUUGGAGAAUUGUACAACUGGUGAUGAUAUAUCUUCCACUCGUCGUUUAUAUGUAGAUUGUCAAAAUGCAACAACUUUGAUAGCAUUUUCAAAAAGGGAUGCUAAGAAGUUGCGUAGUUUAUUCAUAAAGGGAAUUGCCUUUGAUGGAUCUUGGAAGUUGAAAAGGUUGCGGACUCUAAACUUGGAAGAUGCUAAUAUUGAAGAGUUGCCAUCUUCAAUUGGUUGAAACAUUUAAGAUAUCUUAUUGUCUCAAGGACUAAAAUUGAAGUGUUGCCUGAAUCCAUCACUAAGCUCUACAAUUUGCAAACAUUGAAAUUCAGUUGGUGCAAUUCGCUUAAAGAGGUUCCUAGAAAUAAAAUGUGCAAUCUGAUCAGCUUGAGGCAUAUUGAAUUUUCUAAAGAUGACCAUAUGCCAUCUAUGGUGGGGCGUUUAACUUGUCUUGAAACACUCUCAUUUUUUGUUGUGGGUCCAGAUAAGGGAGGUAGCAUUGAAGAACUAAAAUGCUUAAACCAGCUAAGCGGGGAGUUGACACUAAAUCAUCUUGAGGAGGUGAGAGACAAAGAAGAAGCUAAGAAAUCAAAUCUGCAGAGGAAAACAAAAAUAAGAACCCUGCAAUUUGAAUGGAGUUAUGGACGAGAAGUACGGUGCAAUGAUGUGGAAGUGUUGGAAGGCCUUGAGCCUCACCCAAAUAUAGAGGGAAUAACGAUACAGAAUUAUUUGGGUGAAAAAUUCCCGCCAUGGCUGUUGAUGAUGAAAAUUCCAAGUGACGGAAAUUCUUCCAGAGUAUUCGAUAAUUUGGUGGAGCUUAUGUUGCGGAACUGUAAGUGGUGUGAACAACUCCCAAUGCUUGGACAUCUUCCUCGUCUUAAAGUACUUCGGAUAUCUGGAAUGGAUAAGAUCAGAAGUAUAGGAAAUGAAUUCUAUGGCAUUGGCGAUGGAAGCACGAGCAAUGGAGUGAGGCCCUUUCCAGCAUUGAAGGUUUUAGGUUUCCGUUAUUUGAAGAGCUUACUUGAAUGGAAGGCAGCGCCAGUAGAUGAGAGAGGUGAAACAGUUGUAUUUUCGUGCCUUGAAGAACUUACCAUCGAGGAAUGUCCCCUGUUGACAAAAAUUCCAUUAAGUGAUUGUUCAUCGCUUGUAAGACUAAGAAUCGAAGAUUGUGAAGAAAAAUUGGAAAUAUUUAGAUGCGAAGCGCUGACAUCAGUUCCCGAAUAUUUUAGCGAAUUUCAUUCUCUUAGGCGUUUGCGAAUAACAGAGUGCCAAAGUUUGAGUUAUUUUCCAAAGAAUAUAUUAGGCGGCCUCACUCGAUUAACAUUUUUACAAAUCGGUGGUUUCUCGGAGGAGUUGGAUUCUUUCCCUUAUCUGAAUUCAAUCCAAGAGCUCCCAUCCCUUGAAACCUUAUGGAUAUAUGGGGAUGCUAGAGGUAGAAUCAAGUCUCUGCCAGAUCAACUUCAAAGCCUCACUACCCUGAAGACAUUACGUAUAUUUCGUUUCAAUGGAAUGGAAGCUUUGCCAGAGUGGUUGGGCAACCUAUCAUCACUAAAAUACCUUAGCUUUUGGGAUUGUGACAAUUUGAAGUAUCUACCUACAGCUACAGCCAUGCGACGACUCUCCAAAUUAACGAAAAUUAGUAGUUGUGACUGUCCCUUUCUUAGGGCAAAUUGCGCCAAGGGGAGUGGCUCUGAGUGGUCCAAGAUUUCUCAUCUCCCGUACAUACAUAUAUAAGAGACUGGGUUGAGGAGAGUUUAGUAAUUGGAGGAAAAGUUGGAUUCAUUGUUGCUACCCUUAACCUCUGCUGAAAACAUCACAUUAAGGGAAACAGAACUCCACCCUUAAGCUCUUGAGCUUGUAAAAAGGGUGUUCUCUUCGUUCUUUAAAAAUAGCAGUGCGUCAAAAUUUGAGUUAUUUUCCAGAGAAGAUAUUCGGCAGGCUCACCUGAUUGAGGAAUUAAGAAUUGGUGAUUUCUCAGAGAAAUUGGAUUCUUUACCUUUUUUUUCUCCUCUUUGGGAGUAGACACUGAACAAGCUUUAUUUGUGAAUUCUCAGCUUGAAGCUUGUUUAUUUUGAACUGAAAGAAGAGAUGAAUUUUGUCAUUAUUCAGUCUAUGGUUUCCAUCACCUUAAGAUUACUCAGGUCCCAAAUAUCACAGAAGAAAAUGAGGAGAUGCAUUUAUAAUUAAUUAUUUUGGGAGGAAUAUGCAAAAUAUCAGUUCACUUACUUCCAUGGAAAUGGAAACUUUUGGAUUAUAAAUCAAUAAUCCAUCUCCUGCACUCACUGCAUUUUUCAUUGGUAUGUCUGACUUCCCUUAUUGAACCCAUAUGCUAUGGUUUUUCCAUUAUUUUAUGAUAUAUUUCCUUUAUGUAAUGAUUUGUACAAACUUCCACUUUCGAAACCUUUCACAUGAACAGGGGGCAUGGCUGUGAUAUGAGAAAAUGCAUGUAGCUUUCCUUGGCAUGUUUCCUUUAAAGUGUAGAUUCAAGAUUCUCUACAUUGUAUUGGAUGGAAAAGGGAAGAAGAUCAUGCUAAAUUAUGUGCACAUGCUGACUUGCAUGCAGAAGUUGCAGAGCCAUUUGCAAAUCUUGAGGCUUGUAAAUUUUGUGUUGAAGAUUCCCAUAUAUGUUCAAGGGAAACACCACAUUCUGGAAGGGUUCGAUCGUUUGCGAGUUUCUUCGUGGAAUUCAUGCACACGAAGAUACUGCAGACUUGUAUAAUUUGAUACUAUCCAAAUUCUUUACACUCAAUUAAACCAUCUCAAUUAUAAAUCACUUCAUGUUUAUUGUUGCAGCAUUAACUUUGCUAGCUGUUUUGGUGAUUUUCUUCACAAGGAAGCUUUGGAACUUCAAGGAAAGAUAAAUUGGUAGAUGGUCCUCCACUUUAUACUUCAUGAGAGAUUGCAAGAUGCAAGAUCAUCUCAGAUGUACAGCUGCAUUGUUUUUCUGCCAUUUUCUGCUUUCAUUUGAGCCAAUUGGGAGAAGACAAAAAAUUGUUCAGCUGACUAGAAAGCAUGUCUUUGGACUUUGGAGCCAUCAAUUUUGUCUCAAAUGAAAGACCCAAAAAGCUUUAGAGAUUGUUACUGUGGCCUUUUCGCUCCUUACGGGAUUAUGCCUGCUAAAUUUUGAGUUCAAGCUGUAAAGACUGAACAGAGCAGAGAAAGUUUACAUCACCAACUCAAACUUCGAGCUUCGUGUUGUUGCUUGUGCAAUUUGCGCUUUGAGGUCCCAAUUUGAUAAAAUACUUCUAUUAAAGAUUGACCAAAUGAACAAUUGAAAUUGCUUUGCAAUUAGAACCAUUAGAAGAUGCAACAGGACUUACCCAUUGUAGCACUCCUUGUUGCAGUUGUCCUAUUUCUUCUUAGAUAAGAGAAGGAUGUGAAAUAAUUCAAAUUUUUUCACUAUUUCAGGAUAAUCCUGAUUAUGAAAUUCUAGUAUGUACGUCUACAACCUACAUGUUGAAAUGAGUUGUGAAACAUAUAUUACAACCGAUUUUUUUU
Hevea brasiliensis (rubber tree) is the source of this 4681-nucleotide messenger RNA. RefSeq names its product putative disease resistance protein RGA3. NCBI's taxonomy places the organism in Eukaryota, Viridiplantae, Streptophyta, Magnoliopsida, Malpighiales, Euphorbiaceae. The transcript is spliced from 9 exons. Gene Ontology annotation, biological process: defense response to other organism. Bases 21 to 1082 code for a protein of 353 amino acids. The record is from RefSeq and is a predicted model, not a curated record. Gene Ontology annotation, molecular function: ADP binding.